GGAGUAUCCGGCAACCCAGUCUCUUCCACGCCGCAAGAUCCCUCUUCGAAGAUCGCCUACAAGACAGGAUUCCAUCGUCAUGGUCCACAGGGCGGACCAAAAAACACAGGAUACCCCCGUUCAGACCGAGGACGACAACGACUCACCACAGAGGUCCGCAGUCCCCGAGGCCCUGCUCAUCGACCUUCGGGACCAGGAGCAGGACACCUUGGACCUUUCCUCCCUGUUGUCCCCAUUCAACGCCUCCACGUCCACCGACGGGUCCCAGCUCAGCCGGGACAUGGAAGAGGACACGACACCACAAGGGGAAUAUUCAUUACCGAACCUCACACAUCCCUGGGCCCCGCUGAUGGAUUAUCAAGACUCACCUCUGCAGGAACAGGACAGUGGGGGGAUGUGUGUCACCUCUCCCUCCAACCCUCCUUGCUCGCCUCCAGAUUGGGUCCCCACUUUUGGCAGUACGACACGUAGUGAACCCUCAGUUCCAGGUACUCCACCACACCUGUAUGAUAGGGAACCUUCGGUUACAGAUAUUCCACCACACCUAUCUGACAUAGAAGAUGACGAAUUACAGGAAGUCAUUAGCCACACUAACACAAUGAGGAAAAUGCUCGAUUGAAAGUUGUUGGCCACAAAGAGAAUUUUGGUGAACGGCGACUCCAAUCUGAGUCACAUACCCCCCUUCUGCGUGCCUGAUUUCCAGAUUGACAGUUACCCGGGGGCCAACUUUCACCACGCGGAGGCCAUCCUGGUCAAGACCAGGUCCACCGUCCAGGUUGACGUGUUAGUUUUAGCCUUUGGUAUCAACAACUGUGAGCAGAAGGUUAAGGAGACUACCAUCAAACAGCUCCAAGGGGCACUCCGGGCAGCCGAGAAAACUUUCAAAUUUGCCCGAUUGCUAAUCCCCCUGAUCAACUAUUCAGCUUCUCUGCCCGUUGAGCAGAAAAAUAAUCUCAAGAUGCUGAAUGAGUUCAUCAGGAACCAUUAUGCUCACAUCCCGGUCCUCGACAGCCAGGAUUUUGAUACCCGUAGUAACCUGAUCCAUUGGACUCGGGAGACAGGUGUGCGAAUGUUGAAGCACUGGCUUGAUUAUUUAAACUAGGCAUCCCCAUAAUCCUGAAAACUCGGGGGGGCAAUAAGAACGUGGUAAAUUUGGCCCACUAUUUCACACCAACCCCCUCACAAAUUUCACUCCUCAACAAGGGCCUCAACUUUAUUCCUUUGUCUAAUCUUAGUAGUCACUGGCAUCAUCAAUUAAAAUUUGACCUUUAGCACUACCACAGACGUGUCAAACUUGCGGUAUAUUAUGAAAAACAAGACACUCUUAAACCCAGACUUUUACAGCCCGCUCCGACUGGGAGCCCUCACCUGGACUUUUGCCUCCGGAGUACCAGGCGAUGGUCCAGGCUGACGGGCUCACAUUGUCCGGUUCGGGCUGCACAACUGCGGUCGCUCACAAUUUGACAAGCGAAGAAGUUGAGGCCCUUUAUAGUCUAAAAAGGAAUAAACACAUUGUGAUCAAGCCAGCCAACAAAGGCAGUGCUGUUGUCAUUUUUGACGGAUCGCAAUACAUAUGGUAGGGCUCUCGGCAGUUGGGUGAUACUGCUUAUUAUAAACCCCCACCUGAACCUAUUUAUUCCCAAACUAUCCCCAUGGUAGAAAAGAUUAUUCAUAAUCUUCUAUUAAAAAAAUGUAGCAAUUCGAAAUAAUAAAAGUAUCUCCUGGGUGAGCCGGAUCCCAGCCCCCGCAGAUUUUACAUGCUCCCGAAAAUUCACAAGGAGCCAGACAAAUGGAGCAAACCCCACGAGAUUCCUCCGGGCCGGCCCAUCGUGUCUUACUGCGGCAGCGAGAUGUAAAGAACGGAAGAGUUCAUCGAACAUUAUUUAAUGCCACUCUCCCUUCUACACGACAGCUAAAUCAGGGAUACUUACGAUUACAGUGAUAAGAUAAAAAAUGUGCACAUUCCCCCAGAUGCCAUCUUAUUUACCAUUGAUAUUGACAGCCUGUAUACAAACAUUGACAUCGAUGAGGGUGUCCAGGCUGUCAAAAAUGUCUUCCACAGGUACCGUGACGUCAGCAGGCCUGAAAAAGAGCUUUUGCAGCUCCUUGAAAUUAAUUUGAGGAGAAACGAUUUUGAGUUCGAUGGUCGUUUCUCCCUCCAAAUUAAGGGCACUGCUAUGGGCAAGAAAUUCGCACCUGCUUAUGCCAACAUUUUUAUGGCAGAGUGGGAGACCUCUGCUUUGGCCUCUUGCCCAAAACAUCCUCAAUAUUACUUCCGGUACCUGAAUGACAUCUGGGGCAUUUGGACUCAUUCUAGUGAGGAGUUCAGCAUGUUCUUGAACACGCUCAACACUCACAAUAAAAAUAUUACCAUUAAGUCGACCACGAGCAACACAUUUUGCCAAAACGCAACAUUUGGACAUUAAAGUGUUCUUCAAGGAGAUGGACACCCAUGCGCUCCUUUAAAAAAGCUACUUCCACCCCAAGCACACCUUUGCGGGGCUGGUGAAAUCUCAAUUACUCAGGUUUCAUCGUUUUUGCACUAGGCGGGAGGACUUCCUGGUGGCCUCGAGGGCCCUCUUUUCUGCUCUGAUGGGGAGGGGCUAUUCCAGGUCCUUUCUCAGACGACAGUUGAGGGUCUUCCUGGACCCAAAGGGACCUCCCCCUGGUACAGACAUGAUUCCUCUAAUCACCACAUAGUCUCCCUCGGCCGUACGAGUCGUGGGAAAGGUCAAAACCAAUUUCCGGACCUUCGUGGAGAGUAUUGGGAGGAUGCCGGAUCAUUAUGUGGUGCCAGCCUACCGGAAGAACCCCAACUUGAAUGAUCUGUUGGUCAGGGCCAGGGUCAGCUCAUUGAGAGACCCGCCCUCCACUCGGAGGGACGCCCUUGUCUGCCACUCACCAUGUUUUGUGAACCCCCACAACCGCAAGGUUUUCCAACCGUUGUGCCGUGGCAGAUUACACAGCCAGAUUUGUGUUCAUGUGAUCCAGCGACAUGUACGUGGGCGAGAUGGGCAAUACCUUAGCUAGGACAUUCGCCCAACAUAUUAAGUACAACAUCGUUGGACACAAAAAUACCAGUACUCACCUGGUCCAGCACUUUGUCCGACACAGGUGGUCUUACGUCCGGGCAACUGUCGUCCAGACCAACCCCAAAUGGAGCCUAGCCCAACGCCGAAGGGCAGAGCUCAUUUGGAUCGCCAAGUUGGGCAGCAGACAUCCGGGGGGCCAAAAUGAGAUGUGAGUGGGAGCAGUUUGGAUUGUUGAUGGCCCGUGCACAUUCCCAUCUUUUUACUUCCCCUCUUUAUUUGCCUUAUAUCCCCCCACACCCCCCGUCUUCCCCUGAACCUACCCAUUUCCUUUUUAUGGUCCUAACCCUAACCCCAACCCAACCCUAACCAGCCUGUGCCUCCAAACUGCUUCGGGUUAGGGUUGCCUGGACAGGUCGUAGACAGAAGGUGCCUUCCCUCCACUUCCCCUAACCCUAACCUCAACCCUAAUCCGCCAGUGCCUCCGGCCUGCUGUCGGGCGACGUACUGCCUCCGUGGGCCCACUGGGGGACUCGUUGGUGAGUAGUUUGUUUCAUUGUUUGGAUGUGGUGGGGGCAACAAGUGUGUAAAUUCUACAAAAAUGCUUGUGUCAGACACAUUAUGUUCAGGAGUUGAGGUACUUCAAAGCAAACAUUUUGUUGCUUUGUUUGGACACCCCGAUAUUCAACGGGGUAUUUAUGCCCUAUCUGAUGCACAUAAUAUGUCGUGUUGGUGCAUCACAUAGGAAGGAGUGAAUUUUGAGAGUUUAAUAACUCCACUGUAGUUGUGAGCACAUAAGCCCCGCCCACUACAGCACUCAUAUAAAUCCUCCUCCUGCCAGAGCGGCUCAUUCCCUCUCCAGCAGUUGAUGACGGGACAUCCUGCUGUUGAGACACUGGGAAGCCGCCGGGACCAGCCAGGGGAUUAGAAGUGCCCCACCUACUGGAGAACCAGGUGAGUCCCAGUAGGCAUUGCUCAGCCAGCCUGAUGAGGCCUGAAAGGCCGAAACGCGUAGCUGGAUAUUAUCCGCAUGUUUGACGCUGCAUCUAACAUUGUCUCGGACUGCUCUCUUUCAGGUUCCUCGGGGGGGUCCUGCGUUUGGCGUGGACGUUGCCUGGACAGGUUGUAGAUGGACAGUGCCUUCCCUCCACUUCCCCUAACCCUAACCUCAACCCCAACCCAACCCUAACCAGCCUGUGCCUCCAAACUGCUUCGGGUGAUGUCCUGCCGGCGUGGAGACGACCUGGGUGGCCUGCUCGAUGCCACGUGACAAGGGACACAGGCGGGCACUAGCCAACAGGAGGAAGAUGGCAGUGCGGCAGGCAUGGACCCCCAGGUCUCCUGUCCCCGAGUUGGUCGCCCGGCGCGGCACCGGGUACCGCCACCGCAUGCAAAGGUGGCCUACUUCACACCUGACUAGCCGUCAGACUGUCUUCGUCAUCGGCGACUCCCACCUAAGGGGCAUGGUGGAUGGGCACGUCCUCAUCCCCAACGUACCUCUGUCCUUUGGUUUUUUGUCUGUUCCUGGUGGAGGAGCAGCUGACCUAAGGACAGAGAUGCGGCGCCUGGAGUUCCCCUGGACCCCAGAUGUUGUCUGCGUGCUGGCCCCGAGCAACGACCUGGACCGUGGGCCCUUCUGCGAUGCAGCGGUGGAGUUCAGCGCACUCCUGACCAGCAUCCGCAGCCGCUGGCCCAAGGUGUUUGUUCUGGACUUUCCCACACGACUAAACAGACCCGUGGGCCUGCAGGAUCGGCUGCGGCAGGAGCACCACCGCGUCGCAGCACGCAUGGGUCUCCCAUUUGUGGCUGUGACCAGCAGCUUCCCGCUGCAUCGGUUGGAGCUGUGGUGUUAUGAUGGCGUGCACCUCAGCGACACAGGUGGCUCGCCCAUCCUGGUGAAGCUGUUGUGCGACGCUGCGCUCACCCUGUUCAAACCUGACGCCCCUGCGCCUCCUUCCCCUCGUCGGACGUCGCCAACAAAACAUUGAGUUAGAAAACAUUAAGCAUUAAGAAAUGUAAUUACAUAAAUAUUUUUCUAAAGAAAAAAAAGGGAAAAAAAUAAAAUGGUUCAAGAUGUUCACCAUAA
Molecule: messenger RNA, 5115 nt
Organism: Nerophis ophidion (straightnose pipefish)
Lineage: Eukaryota; Metazoa; Chordata; Actinopteri; Syngnathiformes; Syngnathidae
Exons: 7
Coding region: 4289-5017 (242 amino acids)
Source: RefSeq, a predicted model, not a curated record